Molecule: messenger RNA, 678 nt
Organism: Dibothriocephalus latus
Lineage: Eukaryota; Metazoa; Platyhelminthes; Cestoda; Diphyllobothriidea; Diphyllobothriidae
Source: the annotation of a GenBank genome assembly
AUGGUUACACUUCCUAUCUUGGAGAAUUGGGGCAUUCAAUUCCUUCUCAGCACCGUCAAUACAGAGGAUUUGACGAAAACCUGGGAUUUUGCCAAGUCCUUUAAUAUUGGGAUACUUAUGGAUGCCUGCUUGCCUGGAAUGAAAGCUCAGUUUGAGAGCUUCAUAUACAGUGACAGCUUUGUUAGCCUGUCGGCGGACACACUUCUCACACUGCUUCAAAGUGAUAAUUUAGGUGUGAGCUCAGAGGAGCAGGUUGUUGCUGCAAUUUCGCGAUGGUUAUGCCCUUGUGGUGAGAUCAACGAGCAAAGGCUGCAGCAACAUGUGCCAGAAAUGCUAAGAGAGGUCCAGUGGCAGCAGACGUCUUCGCAGUUUCUCAGCCGGUUGCUGGACGCUCAUCCAAUUUUUCAGAAAAGUGCCAAGUGCUCGCGGCUUAUGGCCCAAGUUUUGAAUUGGAUUGCUGCUGAGGACAAGAACGAGACCCCGUGUCCCUACCACCAGCAUCAGAGACCGCCUCCGUCAAUCUUUAUUUUUGGCAAGGAUAUAAAUGGGAAAGCCAGUUCUGUACUUCGUUUUAAUCCCCAAAUGAAAAACGAGGAACGCGUUCCUGAUAUGGAGCAUCAUGGUGGCGCCACCUACAGUGUCGUCGGGGGUGAGUUAAUAGGUUUAUGCAUAUGUUAG